CCUGGCUCUUUAAUUUACCAGCCUGUAAACGGAGCACGCACUCAGCCCGUGUGUUCACCUUUUAUUCUAUUUAUGAAGCGCAGGCACAAAUGAAAGAAGGAAGAUUACAGGGGAUUUCUUACCUACUGUUUUGACUGAGACGUCCAAUGCAGUCCGACUCGGUUUUCUGUCUCCCAAAACAACUUACCGGUAGUUAAGCAGAAAGUUAUCAAGCGAGGUCUAGAAAACAGCAGAGAAACCUGGAGUCAUCAUGGACCUGGACAGUAAACGGCUGGUGCUGGUGGUGCCGAGCGACGUGCCCGUGUCGUCCCGUCAGGUGUUCGACAGCGACGAUGAGACGUGGACGAGGCGGUACCUGGAGAACCCGCUGACCGCGGCCACUAAAGCCAUGAUGAGCAUCAACGGGGACGAGGACAGCUCCGCCGUUCUCGGGCUGCUCUACGACUACUACAAGGCUCCUAAAGAGAAGAGACUUGCCCUAAGUUGUACUAAACCCACCGACCUGUCUGCUGUUGGCUCCAAUAACUAUGGACACUUGGAGAUUCAAGAUCAUCAUCUUCAGGCUCUUAGAUCCACACCUGUUAACCUCUCACUAAACAACACGGCUGCACAGCACCGCGGCUCCGGCUGUGUAGAAGAUGCUCACGACGGUGGGAACGAGGACGCGCUCGCUCUGGUUAAGACAGAGGACCAGGUGCCCAUGACUGUGUCCUGUUCUGGAGGCUACGUAGAACCCAGAGAUCGCGUCCAAGGGGCUUAUGAACAGCGCCCCGGUGACCUGAGGCAUGCUGGGUACAUGAAAAGUGAACGUAGGUCUACUGUGGAACGCGCGUAUGAGGAUUCUGUAGAAGAGAUGUACCACAGACGUCCAUCUACAGGAACUGACAGUUUCCACUGUAGCCUACCAGUUGCGAGUUUCCAGUACAGUCUGGAGGCAAGCAUGUCGAUGCGGCCGCGACAAGGAGAGGGGCCCAUGGCCUACCUGAACCGCGGCCAGUUCUACCCUCUGACGCUGUCGGCCACCGGCCUCCGAUCUUCUCUGUGUCAGCAAAGAGUCAAAGUGCAGACUGCCAUCAUGGUUGUCUUUGGCAAAGACAAGUGCAGAGACGAGCAGCUGAAGAAUUGGAAAUACUGGCACUCCCACCAGCACACCGCAAAGCAGAGAGUCCUGGACAUCGCCGACUACAAGGAGAGCUUCAGCACGGUGGGCAAUGUGGAGGAAAUCGCCUACAACGCUGUGUCCUUUACAUGGGACGUCACUGAAGAAGCGAAGGUCUUCAUCUCUGUGAACUGCCUGAGCACGGACUUCUCCUCGCAGAAGGGCGUGAAGGGGACGCCGCUGAUAAUCCAAAUCGACACCUAUGCCUACAACAGCUGCAGCAGCCGACCGAUCCACAGGGCCUUCGCACAGAUCAAAGUCUUCUGUGACAAGGGAGCUGAGAGGAAGCUUCGCGAUGAGGAAAAGAAGCAACUUAGAAAAAAGUUGAAAGGAAAGAGUGGCAUUAGUAGUAGUAGUCCCAUUAGAAGGGGUGACAGCACGCUCUUUAAGACUGUGGCUGACCUGGAGACCCAGCCCGUCCUCUUCAUCCCUGGCGUUCACUUUGGAAACCUGCAAAGAGCUGGACAGGUAUUUGCCUUAAACACAGAGGAGGUCGACAGAGAUGGGGGGGUUGUGAUGAAGAGGAUGCCGUGUGUUGGUGAAGACGACGUCUGCCCAUCUCCACCCAAGAAGCCCAAAGUAGAGCAGGAGAGGAAAGUUCUUUUGUAUGUGAGGAAGGAAAGCGACGAAGUGUUUGAUGCCCUAAUGCUGCAUUCUCCAACUCUCAAAGCCCUGAUGCAAGCAAUUUCAGAAAAAUAUGCAGUUCCUGUUGACAAGAUGGCCAAAGUUUACCAAAAAAGCAAAAAAGGGGUCCUGGUGAACAUGGAUGACAACAUCAUCCAGCAUUAUUCAAAUGAGGACACGUUCAUCCUGGCCAUCGAGAGCUCGGCCGAGACCUUGCGUGUGACUCUGUCGGAGAUCUGAUGGAAGAUGCAGACUGGCCACGUGUACAAUGUGUGUAUAUAUGUGAAUAUCAUUCGCAGUAUUAGCGAUGCUGAUUAUAUAAAGUGCUAGCUUCUUAUGUUUACUGCUUCUCUGAUGUCAUAUUUAUGACCCAGCUGUUCCAUUCACACAUUCAAGACUUUGCUGUACAUACAGUCCGACUCCUCUGUGCCCAGUUGCUGCCUGUUUACACUGUCUCGUCUACCCUUCAUAUGCUGUGUGGACCGUGAUGUACAGUUUUAAAUCAGUCAGUCUUGUUUUGUAUGCUGUUGUCUGAUGUAUUUUACUAAUAAAAAGAUUAAGAUCGACAGAAA
This is a messenger RNA of Betta splendens (Siamese fighting fish), 2355 nucleotides long. RefSeq names its product grainyhead-like protein 2 homolog. The transcript has 15 exons. Gene Ontology annotation, cellular component: nucleus. The record is from RefSeq and is a predicted model, not a curated record. Gene Ontology annotation, biological process: regulation of transcription by RNA polymerase II; brain development; neural tube development. Gene Ontology annotation, molecular function: DNA-binding transcription activator activity, RNA polymerase II-specific; RNA polymerase II cis-regulatory region sequence-specific DNA binding. The coding region runs from base 251 to 2023 and encodes 590 amino acids. Lineage: Eukaryota; Metazoa; Chordata; Actinopteri; Anabantiformes; Osphronemidae.